Messenger RNA from Paramuricea clavata, 444 nucleotides. The record is from the annotation of a GenBank genome assembly. Lineage: Eukaryota; Metazoa; Cnidaria; Anthozoa; Malacalcyonacea; Plexauridae.
AUGGAGUUUGCACAAAUUUUUGAGUACGCACGAAUCAUAAAGGUCCCCGGUCAUCAAAUCACUGAACGUACCAACAUAGAUGAUAAAUGUUAUGUCUACAGAAUCCUUAAUGAAGAUGCCACUCAUAUAAUUGCAAUCACAUCAACACCAAAAGUAGGAGAUAUAUUUCUAGGGAAGGUAACCAAAGCAUUUAAGAAACUAGCUGUGUUAGAGGUGGGACCAAUCCAAAUUCUUGUUGGGCGUAACGAAAAAGAUUCACCUUUAAAAGUAGAUGAUGUGAAAGUUGUCACACUAUUAAGAGUAAUAUUCAGAUCCUCCAGAUCAAUGGUACUAACAGUUGGUAGAAUUAUGGAGAGUCCAGAGUCUGACUGGAUAAUAGUCCCAGAAGGUUACUCAAUAUGUCCAAAAACACCUCCAUUAAGUUUCUUCAGUUGGGUUAAGUAA